Trichomonas vaginalis G3 is the source of this 2172-nucleotide messenger RNA. RefSeq names its product serine/threonine-protein phosphatase 6 regulatory subunit family. The coding region runs from base 1 to 2172 and encodes 723 amino acids. The record is from RefSeq and is a predicted model, not a curated record. NCBI's taxonomy places the organism in Eukaryota, Parabasalia, Trichomonadida, Trichomonadidae. The transcript has a single exon. Gene Ontology annotation, molecular function: protein phosphatase regulator activity; protein phosphatase binding.
AUGAGCUGGAGAUUCAGCGGGCCGAACCUUUCCGGCAUUACAAAAUUGCUUUCAAAGCCAGACACUACAGUAGAGAUGAUUCUUGAUGAGCCAGCACUUACAACGGCUCUUCGUAAUAAUCUUCAAGCUUUGAUCUCUUUCUUCGUCGAUAAUCAUGAUAAUAACUCACAUUUAAUAGAUUUAGUUUUAACCGAUAUUGUUCCAGAUACUAAGCUUCCUGCCAAAACAACGAGAUGCGCUGUACAAGUUUUAACAUCGUCAUCCGCAAUCAUAAAUAAGAGCAAAUUAUUAUUUCAACGCCUUGUUGAUUUCCCACAAAGUCAAUUCGCCAAAAAUCAGAGAUGCUGUGCCAAUUAUUGCCAAAUUGUCGAAAAUAUCGCUCGUUAUACAUCCGGCCAGUCUCUUUCUAAGCUUACAACGCUUAAAGAAUUUCUCAUGAAGGAUAUGAACAACAUCGCAUUAUGCGAAUUGUUUGUAGUCCUUGCAACAGAUCAUCAUCAAAAUUGGAUUGUAACGGAGCAGAUGCUUAACGAGAUGCUCUCUGAUCCUAACACUCCAAACAACUUCUACAUAAUAAGAGCUAUUGACAAUAUGACAAAGUCAAAGCAAAAAGUCAACAGACAAUUAUUCCGUUUAAUCUGCCAAAUCGAAAUCGUUAAAAAAUUACUUGCAAUCGCCAAAAAUGAUAGCUUGAGGCCAGCUAUCAAUAUCGAGGCUUUUAUGCUCCUCGAAAGAAUGAUAAAGGAAAUGUCACCAAACGAAGAGCUUAAGAAGUUAAUCGAAACGGAGGCAGCAUCAUAUAACUUUACUCUUGAAAGGCCAGAGGCUGUUAUUUCUGCAGCUCUUCGCGUUUUCAUUACAAAAGAUGAUUCAAUCAUCCUCAAAGUUUUCUCUAAUACUGGUACAUAUUUCCGCAAGGGUAUCUUACGCUCUCUUACAAAUAUGCCUCAAGAAGAUCUUCAGGCGAUCGCACAAAGAGCAGAUUUAAUCAAACUCUUCAUGGCUGAAUUCCCGAAGAAUACCUACAACGGACACCUCAUCCCGAUCGCGGAUGUACUCGAUGGAAUCGCAAAAUCUACAGAAGGUUGGUCAGAUUUUUAUACAAACGUUGUAAAGACACGCGCUGAGAAAAUGUCCUGCCAGUUCGGUGGCGAACAUCCUCCAUCAGCUAUUUCCGAUGCAGAAGAAGACGACGAUGACGAUGGAGAAGGAUUUGCAGGAACUCGGCCUGCUUGCGACGAUGUUGACACAGAACAACUAUUCUCGUCAUCAGAAUCAUCAUCAAGCUCAGACGAGGACAUAGAAUACAUCAGAGCUGAUGCAAAGAAAUUCUCAUCGAGCUCAGGUAGCGAUUCAGACUCUUCCGAUGAUGGAGAAAUUCUCUUCAAGCCAAAGGGAGACUCAGCAUUGAAAUCCGAGUCAGAUGACAGCGAUGAUGUAUUUGGAUUGUCAAAGGACAAAGGUGCUAAGCUGAAACUUGCAGAUUCUUCAUCAGAUUCGGAUUCCGACUCAGAUGACCUUAAACUGAAGACUCCUUCUGUAUUCCCAGCUGCAAUUGGACUUCCACCACCAGUAUUACCAAAUCCAACACUUCCUACACCACCGCCACUUAAGCCUGAUCUUACAAUCUUCAGCGCUAUGGGUAAUCCAGGUCUUCCACCUGCAAUGAAGAGCUCAGAUUCAGAUUCAAGCAGCGACGAUGACUCUCCAUCACUUCAAGCAUUCCCGAAGAAGCUAACUGAAGCAAAGGUUCCACCAUUCCCAGGAGCAGACGCAACUCCAACACCGGUACACGCAAAUCUUCCUCCGUUCCCAGGAUUACAAGAUAGCACAUUGCCAAAGCCAGAAGGUAAUGCUCAGUUACCACCUUUCCCAGGCACUCAGCCAUCCGAAAUCCCUAAGACUGAGGGAAAUGCUACUUUGCCACCAUUUCCAAAAAGUGACUCCGACCAAUUAGAAGAGAAAGUACUUCCACCAUUCCCAAGUGCAUCCAUUCCACAGGGAGCACCAACACUUCCUCCGUUCCCUGGUUUACCAAAGGAAAAUCCUGGAUUCGUCGCACCUCCUUUUCCAAAGAAAGUAGAAGAGGAUAGCCAUGAUGCACCUGCUCAGGAUGAAGCUGCACCAGCGGUUGAUGCGAAGGAGAACGAACAGAAGAACGAUAACCAAUAA